This is a messenger RNA of Prorocentrum cordatum, 2750 nucleotides long. The record is from the annotation of a GenBank genome assembly. NCBI's taxonomy places the organism in Eukaryota, Dinophyceae, Prorocentrales, Prorocentraceae.
GCUCGAUUUUGUCAUCCUUACGAAACCUCAGGUUUUUGAAGGAUUCCGGCAUGCGCGCCCGACGUCGCGUGCGUGCGCAUUUCGCCCCAUCUGCUGCAAGGGGCUCUUGAACACUUACUUCUGAUUCCUGAUAAACGAGUUCGCGAACAUUGUAUGUUUGGCAGAAGAUGAGGCGACGCCAGCACCGACGCCGCCGGCGCCCACAACCAGCACCCAAAUCUCCACCAGUGCCACCCAGACAGCAACAAAAACCACCGAGACGGGCACGAGUUCCACGACUACCACGACGAUCACCAGGGCGACCACGAGGACCACCGAGACAGGCACGAGCUUUUCCACGUCAAACUCCACAGCCACCACCGAAAUGGUGCUAACCGCAAAGACUGUAUUAAUGAGUCCAGUACUGGCAGGAUCACAAGAGUUGGUGGUGGAGUCUGAGGAGGGCUUUUCUGUAGGGGACGCCAUCGUGAUUACUGGUGGCGGCAAUUCGGAGACACGUGACAUCGCGAGUUUUGGAUCCAUUGUGCUCGACGCGCCGUUGGACUACGGAUACCCAGCGGGUUCCAGGAUCACCAAUUCGGGCGAUAGUCAUUAGAGCAAUGCGCCAUCGACGGAGGAGCAACAAGACUCCGAGGCAUUGCUUGCAGUCUUCGCUGGUGUCGUGAUCGUCCUCCUGGCCUGCGUCGCGCUGGGCUUGGGUUGUUUGAUUGUGCACGGAUGUCCCGGCUGUGGCAGGAGCCCAGCGCGCGACGCGCAGAGUGAGAUCAGCGCGUCAAAGCACCAGGCGGACCAGGAGAUCAGCGUGCUGGAGCACCAGUCGGACCAGGUGGACGCGGAGAUUGAUGAGCACCAGGCGGACCAGAGCACCGAGUUGUUGGAGACCAUGGACUUCUGGUUCCUUCCAGUGGAGGCACUCAUGAAAAUGCCGCGCAACAUGCCCGUCUUCCGACACCAAGUGUUGAGGGACAUUGGUCUGUUGGUAAAGCGGACCAUGACCCAGGAGGACGUGUUUGCUGGGCGGUUUGUUGCUGACACAGCAGCAGUGUCCCACCGCUGGCCAGAGCCAGAACACGCCGAUCCGGACGGCAGCAAGUUGUGCGAGUUGCAAGAUAUAUUAGCCAGGAGCCCCUCGAUCAAGUUUGUAUGGAUUGAUUGGGUAUGUGCACCUCAAUGGCACGGCGGCGGGCGGACCAAGGAGGAGGAGGAGGAGUUCAGGCUGAUCUUGAAAAACAUUUUGCCUUUCAUCUUUCUUGGGUGCACUGUUAUUGUGCUGUACGAUCGUGUCUAUAAUCAACGGUUUUGGCCAAACGUGGAGUGUUGGAUCGCCACCAAGAUUGCAACGGAGGACGGGCUAGUGCCAGCUACCGAGGACAGGCUUCGAGUGAAAGUCCACGGCGUAGAAUCAGCAAAGAGUUUGAAUUGCACCCGUUGGGUGCUUGACAGUUGGCACCACGUUGAUGCGCAGAAGGCUAUCCGCAUCCUCUCUCAAAAAGACAUCUUGGUCACAAACGCCAGAGACAAGGAGAUCAACUUGAAAGUAGUCAGCUCUCUGGACCGCAUGAUUCACAGCCGUCACACUGCGCCAUCUAAGUAGUUGGUAUAUGUUGUGCAUGUGCGGUAGGUAUGCUCGUUCUCGUGAUUAUACAAAUUGUGUGUGAUUGCGCCUCUUGAUCAUGUUCACAGACAGGAGGAGGACGGGCUGGGGGAGGAGGUAGCGAAAUGGGAAUGGGGAAAACGACAUAUUGGGAGGGCUGUCAGACCGCAUCCGUAGACGGCUGAGCUGUAGCCUCGUUGUCUGGAUAUGUUUCAAUCGUUUGCUUGACGCCUACAGAAGUUGUGCAUUUAACGUUGCCGCCCCUACAGCGCUCCGCGACAGUCUGCGAUCGGACGAAUGACGCUAGAGUUGGGUUGCGGGCCAGAAUCAGCAAAGAUGGUUCGCCAGUUGCUUGCGAGGUCCGCUCAUACAUGAGACUCUGUCGCGCACGCUUUUUCCAGUUGUUACCCUGCUGGUGGACAGUGCAACUGGUUCACGGCUUGAAUAGCCAGCCAGACAGGAUUCUUGCCUUGUCAAUUCAUUAUUUCUUCUCCUUGUAUAUGCUUGAUUCCUACCACAUGAUUCCUUUUUUCUUCCCCCAGAUUUGGAAUCGCCAUCCCCAUCGGCGCACGAGCGAGGCGCGGGUUGAACAGCAAAUGCGGCAUCCAGGCACGGUGACGGGAUGUGUAUAGCGUUUUCCCUAUUGCACAAUGUUCUGCAGUACCUUCCCCAUUGAUUUGCAAAGGCGGAGGUUCUAUUCGUGCUCUGCUUUAUCACGCCGCUCUCGUUCGGCCGGAUUCUGCAGAGCGUUCGGGCCCGAAGCCGAUUCUCUAGAGUAGUCGUUAUCGGUAUGGGCUGUUCCGCAGCGGCGCGGGCUCAAUGAACCGACAGUCGUCAUUGCUGCAGGCACGACGCAUGCCUCUCAUUGCACACUCAGUAGUCGAUUAUCGGAGGUUGAUAGACUUCCUACCCUGAUACGUCGAUUAGUGAAUUGGCCGUUUUCGGUUCGCGAGAGGGCGUCGCGGCCGUCAUUGUUGCGGGUCCAGGUCCGUCGGUUUCGGUCCUAGGCCGAUUUCACUAAAGGGUGGGGAAAUACACCUGGGAUGUCGGAGACCACACUGGUCGCAGCUCGAAUGCCAUCGCAACACCGCGGCUGGUCCGUAUUGUUUCACCUGGGACUUCGGAGCACGCGAUCUGGCCGCCUGCACAGCCUGCU